UUGUGGCCGCCGCCGGCCGCCGUCGUGGCGCCGCUGCGCGCGCGGGGCAGCGGGGGCGGGGCGCGAUGGCGGAGACCGGGAGAGGAGCGGGAUUCCUAUCCAAGAGGAUUUAGACCUCGCUUAAAAAGAUGCCUGCUGCCUGUGAUUCAGUGCUUGAGGAUAUUGAAGACAUUGUGUCAGCAGAAGAUGUGAAACCACACGACCGACAGUUUGUGAGAAGGAAUGUUUUUCCAAAAGUGCGAAAACGCAAUUCACAAAAAAAGGUUCAGACAGAAGAUGAUCCCCCAAGUGACAGCAUUAUUCCUGGUGUUCAGAAAAUCUGGAUUCGUACAUGGGGAUGUUCUCACAAUAACUCAGAUGGUGAAUAUAUGGCUGGACAGCUGGCUGCAUAUGGAUACAAAAUUACAGACAACUCCGCUGAAGCAGAUCUGUGGUUGUUGAAUAGUUGUACAGUAAAAAAUCCUGCCGAGGACCACUUCAGAAACUCAAUCAAGAAAGCCCAAGAAGGGAAGAAGAAAGUCGUUGUAGCAGGCUGUGUGCCACAAGCCCAACCUCGUCAGGACUACCUGAAAGGCUUGAGUAUUAUAGGGGUUCAGCAGAUAGAUCGUGUAGUAGAAGUUGUGGAAGAAACUAUUAAAGGCCAUUCUGUGAGACUGCUGGGUCAGAAAAAGGAUAAUGGAAAACGUCUGGGGGGAGCACGACUGGAUUUGCCAAAGAUUAGGAAGAAUCCACUGAUAGAAAUAAUUUCCAUCAAUACAGGGUGUCUCAAUGCAUGUACCUACUGUAAAACUAAGCAUGCCAGAGGAGAUCUAGCAAGUUAUCCAAUUGAAGAACUAGUGGACAGAGCCAAACAGUCUUUUCAAGAGGGUGUUUGUGAGAUAUGGCUGACCAGUGAAGACACAGGGGCUUAUGGAAGAGACAUUGGCACAGACCUCCCCACCCUUCUGUGGAAGCUGGUUGAAGUUAUUCCUGAGGGAGCUAUGCUGAGACUUGGCAUGACAAACCCUCCCUAUAUUUUAGAGCAUCUGGAGGAAAUGGCGAAGAUUCUGAAUCAUCCAAGGGUGUAUGCUUUUCUGCACAUACCAGUCCAGUCAGCCUCUGACAGUGUGCUCAUGGACAUGAAGAGAGAAUACUGUGUGGCAGACUUCAAACAAGUAGUGGAUUUCCUUAAAGAAAAAGUGCCUGGAAUAACAAUUGCUACAGACAUCAUUUGUGGGUUUCCAGGAGAGACAGAUGAAGAUUUUCAAGAAACAAUGAAACUUGUAGAACAGUACAGGUUUCCAAGCUUGUUUAUUAAUCAGUUUUACCCACGCCCAGGAACACCAGCUGCAAAAAUGCCUCAAGUUCCAGCUGCAGUGAAAAAACAGAGAACAAAGGAUCUGUCCCAGUUGUUUCAUUCAUACAAUCCAUAUGAUCAUAAGGUUGGUGAGAGGCAGAGAGUUCUGGUAACAGAAGAAUCAUUUGACUCCAAUUACUACGUUGCUCACAAUCCUUUCUAUGAGCAGGUCCUUGUGCCAAAGGAUCCUCUGUUGAUGGGUAAGAUGGUAGAAGUGAAUAUUUAUGAAGCUGGAAAACAUUUUAUGAAGGGGCAACCAGUGUCAGAUGCCAGAGUUCACACUGCAUCCAUCACCAGACCAUUAGCAAAAGGAGAAGUUUCUGGUUUAAGAGAGGAGUUCAGAUGUGGACCACAGAAUGGCACAAACUGCAAAACACACCCUUCUGCUGAGAUCCCAGUGAAAACACCGCUCAGCUCGUGGAUGGCUUUGCAGCUCCCAUGGCAACAAGGAGGUGGACUGAAGAUACUGUCUGCCAGCCUGGCUUUACUGGCGGUUCUUGUUAUGUUUUACUACGGUGGAAUGAAAACAGAACUGUGAACUGAAUGAGGCUUUUAUGAAAACAAUAAAACUGCUGUUUAAAAUCUUCAAAGGAAACACUUUUACCAAGAAAUCUUUUUUUUUUUUUUAAAUAAUAUAAAUUGGGCAGUAAUUCAUACUCACUCUAUGCCUUUCCUGUCAUUCAGUGGAGAAAAUGUUAAGCUGUGGGGAGACCUAUCUUGUCAAAACCUGAGAUCUUUGUUUGGCAGAACAGUUUGUUGCAUCUUCCCUUUUCUUUUUUUUCUGAAAUGAUGCAAUAUUUGCAUUGCAUACUCUUUUCAUAACUACUGUAUCAGGUAAAAUUGCAUGAAGUUUAUAAGAAAUGUUUCCACUGAGUGAUGUUGGUAAUCUUUUAUGGUCAGAAUAUUUAAAGCUUUCUUAAAUAUUUUUCUUAGUGCAGUGUGAUGGUUUGAUAUGUCUUUUUACAUUAGAAUCAAGCACUGCAAGACCAUUAAAGUUUGUCAUUUGUUGCUACUUA
Molecule: messenger RNA, 2352 nt
Organism: Pseudopipra pipra
Lineage: Eukaryota; Metazoa; Chordata; Aves; Passeriformes; Pipridae
Gene: CDKAL1
Product: CDK5 regulatory subunit associated protein 1 like 1
Exons: 16
Coding region: 129-1874 (581 amino acids)
Biological process (GO): tRNA methylthiolation
Cellular component (GO): endoplasmic reticulum
Molecular function (GO): tRNA (N(6)-L-threonylcarbamoyladenosine(37)-C(2))-methylthiotransferase activity; 4 iron, 4 sulfur cluster binding
Source: RefSeq, a predicted model, not a curated record